Molecule: messenger RNA, 1194 nt
Organism: Pelodiscus sinensis (Chinese soft-shelled turtle)
Lineage: Eukaryota; Metazoa; Chordata; Testudines; Trionychidae
Product: glioma pathogenesis-related protein 1-like
Cellular component (GO): extracellular region
Source: RefSeq, a predicted model, not a curated record
GCAUCCCCAGAUAAACAGCACCAUACGCGACUAAGAGAUUCUUCCAAAAUUUUGAGAGAGAUCAAAAACAGUUGAGAAUCAUGAAAGUCAGACUGUGCCUUGCUGUUCAGUUAUUUCUAGAUCUUUUCAGUUCCUGUUAUUCUUACACUUUGCCUGGUAUAGAAGAUACACAGUUUAUCCAGGACUGUGUGAAUGCUCAUAACAACUUUCGGUCCCAGGUGAAUCCACCAGCCAGCAACAUGCUUCACAUGACCUGGGACUCUGCUUUAGCUAAGACUGCCAAAGCCUGGGCAAAGCGGUGCAUCUUUGAUCAUAAUGUCUAUCUUAAAAUACCUGGAAAAGUACACCCUGAUUUUACUCCAGUUGGAGAAAACAUUUGGACUGGCUCUCUCUCUCUCUUUUCUGUGAAUGCAGCUCUCAAGAGUUGGUAUGAUGAAGUCACAAACUACAAUUUUGAGACUCGCAAUUGUAUUGGAAAAUGUGGCCAUUACACUCAGGUUGUUUGGGCUACCAGUUACAAAGUUGGCUGUGCAGUUCACCUCUGUCCUAGUGUUACAGGUUUCAAAGGACUCACCAAUGGAGCACAUUUUGUUUGCAACUACGGACCAGCUGGGAAUUAUCCAAUGCAGCCUUAUAAAACAGGAGCAGCGUGUAGUGACUGCAAUGGCGAAAAGUGUGUGACCACGCUCUGUGAAAAUCCAGAACGUGAGAAAUUAACAAGUUACUCCAGUUGGCAUCCAGACUGGGACACACCCCCACAGCCAGGCCGCCCCGGUGCCCCACAACUUAGCUCUCCACGCUCCUCGUGUGACCAAUACUGUAUUAUUGUUUUAAUAGUAAGGUUACUGUUUGUGUUACUGAUUUUUGGUGCUGUCCUACUAGUUCAAUGGCAGUAUCCCCAAAUAUUUAUAUAUGAGUAAUCUAUUUGCCUCCUAUUGUCAGUGUACAUAGGCAUUAGUACCAGCCAAUUUUCCCAGGAUGCUCAUGGUUGUUUGGGACAAGGAGCAGGAGAGAGUGUUAACUAUUCAAUCGAAACCAUACAUUGCACCACUGGCGUACCUGCACUGUGCACCACUGGCAUAACUUAUAGUAUUCCAUUCUUUUCCCUAAGAAGCACCUUAGAAGAGAAGGUCUGAAGGUGACAUUUCACUGUAGCUGCCUUUGCCUAAGACUCACUAUUGUCAAGUAGAAACA